CCACACACUCCAAAGUCCAAAAACCCUUGAAAUCGAAACCUAAAACCCCAAAGGGAAAAUAGCAAAACAUCAAACGAAAGGAUAGAAAUGGGGAAGAAGAAAAGCCAGCAACCAUCACCCUCGACCGACGAUCUUCUCAAAACUCUCGGAGACUUCACGAGCAAAGAAAACUGGGAUAGCUUCUUUACCCUCCGAGGCAGCGAUGACUCGUUCGAGUGGUACGCUGAGUGGCCUCAGCUCCGUGACUCACUCCUCCCUCUUCUUCAACAACAACAACAACAACCAUCACCCUCUUCUUCUUCUUCUUCUUCUUCUUCUUCUUUGCAAAUAUUGGUGCCUGGUUGCGGCAACUCCAGACUAUCCGAACAUUUAUACGACGCCGGAUUUAAAGAUAUAACCAAUAUUGAUUUCUCGAAAGUUGUCAUCUCCGACAUGCUUCGACGUAAUGUCAGGGACCAACCCAACAUGCGUUGGCGGGUUAUGGACAUGACCCAAAUGCAGUUCACAGAUGAUACAUUCAAUGUUGUUCUUGAUAAAGGUGGAUUGGAUGCUCUGAUGGAGCCAGAGCUUGGCCCUCAGCUGGGAAAUCAAUAUAUAUCAGAGGUGAAAAGAGUUUUGAAAUCCAAGGGUAAAUUCAUCUGUCUUACCUUGGCAGAAUCUCAUGUUCUAGGUUUGCUUUUUCCUAAGUUCAGAUUUGGUUGGAAUGUGAGUCUCUAUGCUAUACCUCAGAAACCAUCUAGUAAGCCUGACCUUCAAACGUUUAUGGUGGUUGCUGAGAAAGAGAAUUCCGAUGAACUGCACCAGAUCAUGACAUCUUUCAGUCAUUCUUCCCUUGGUUGCAAUCCACAUCAGGCUUCUGGUCUUCACGAAGCCCUUGAAAGUGAGAAUCGAAUUCGUGGAGAAUACUUGAGUGGAUCUGAUAUACUAUAUUCUCUUGAAGAUCUGCAACUAGGAGCUAAGGGGGAUCUGACAAAACUUAACCCUGGUCGCCGAGUUCAGCUUACUCUGGGCGAACAAGGGGUCUCUCGUUUUUGUUACAAAGCUGUAUUGCUUGAUGCUAAACAACAGUCCGGUGCAUUCUCUUUUCACUAUGGCGUCUUUAUUGUUCCUAAGACUCGGGCUCAUGAAUGGCUCUUCUCUUCAGAAGAAGGACAAUGGCAGGUGGUUGAAAGCUCAAAGGCUGCUCGUCUAAUAAUGGUUUUAUUGGAGACCAUCCACACUAAUGCUGAUAUGGAAGAUAUUCAGAAGGAUUUGUCUCCUCUGGUGAAACCGUUGGCUCCUGCAGAUAAUGAUAAGGGCGAUCAAAUUCCGUUUAUGACAGCGAGUGAUGGAAUUAAGCAGCGAAACAUUAUUUACCAGGGCUCAUCUUCUUUGACUGGGCCUAUUGUUAUUGAAGAUGUUGUUUAUGAAAAUGCUGAUGGUGAUGUCAAUCGAUCUUUGCCCUUCCGUCGCCUUAUUUUCCGAAGAACUGAGAGCCUGGUACAAUCUGAAGCUUUGCUAACUAGGGAUGGAUUGUUUGACAGAAGUGUCUAUGAAACAGAGCUGAAGAAAGCCAGCUCAUCUUCCAAAAUCAAACGAAGUGGAAGACAAAGAAGAAAUAAUGAGUCAAGCAGCAAGAUGAAGGUGUAUCAUGGUUAUUUGGCUAGUUCUUAUCAUACAGCGAUCAUUUCUGGCUUUUCACUGAUUUCAUCCUAUUUGGAAAGUGUGGCAUCAGCUGGGAAUAGAGUUAAAGCAGUUGUGAUAGGUCUUGGUGCAGGUUUACUUCCUAUGUUUCUUCAUGGAUGUAUGCAAUUUAUGCAAAUUGAGGCAGUGGAGCUAGAUCCUACCAUGCUUAACCUUGCAAGAGACUACUUUGGUUUUACUGAAGGUAAAUAUUUGAAGGUACAUGUCGCUGAUGGCAUCCAGUUUGUUCGGGACUACAGAAACUUAUCUGCAGCUGGGGAUAUGCCUCCUCACGAAAGCAAGGAUGCUUCGAGCAAUGAAAUGCUCCUAUCUUCCAAUGGAAGUUGCAAUUCUUCAGAUGCAGAAAGCAGAAGAAAAACCACUGUUGACAUAGUUAUUGUUGAUGUGGACUCUCCAGACUCGAGCUCUGGAAUGACCUGUCCUGCUGCUGAUUUUGUGGAAGAGUCUUUUCUUCGAAAUGUAAAAGAUACCCUUUCUGAGCAAGGUCUCUUUGUUAUUAAUUUGGUCUCAAGGUCUCCUGCCAUCAAGGACGUGGUUGUUUCAAGGAUGAAAGAGGUCUUUAGCCACUUAUUUUGCCUUCAACUUGAGGGAGAGGUCAACCUAGUACUUUUCGGUCUUUGUUCGGAUUCUUACAUCGAGGAGGAUUGCAUACCUGAAGCCACUCUUAGACUUGAGAAAUUGCUCAAGUCCAAGCAUCCCGAGAUAAGCCAGAGCAUCACCGAUGCAGCAAAGAAACUCAGAUGUUUAAAGUGAGGGCAGUUUGAUAACGAUUUUCCUCUCAAGUGACUUGAGCAGGAUUUGGCAGAUUUGGAGUAUUUGACAUUGAAAGUAGGGGAUUGAAGAUUGCACUGCAUGAAGAGAAAUGCGGAGGUAUUUUCCAUUGGACGGUAUGUAUUCAGCAUCUCCAGUUAGGUUGUUCAACUUCUGACUGUUUUCAUCUGCAAGGUGUAAUAGUAUUAACCUGUAAAUCAUACCAUUGUGAGUAUGAGUUUUGCCGGACUUUGCAUCUGAUCAACCUUAAUUGAUUCACUGAGACCAGUGCCCUGUUCUGUUUAUGGAAAUGUUUUGCUCUUCCUUUUACUCCUUGAAUAAGUGCUAGCAUUGUUUGAAAGUCCCCCUAGAACCAGCCAGUUCCUACGGGGCUGUGCUAAAACCCAUGAAGGGGGUCAAGAUUCAACAUGAAACAAACCCUGUAGUUCAGCUAAUAAUAAUCCGAAUGGAUAAUUGGAUAAAGGGCAAUUUUGCCACUGUACUAUAGGUGUAAAAGUACAGUGAUAAAAGUACACUGACAAAACAUAGUCAAAAUAGUAGUGGAAAACAAGAAUUUAUAUAAAAAAAUAGAAGGAAAAAAAAAGAAAAUGUCUAAUAACCAGCAUGCUGCAAAUUUUUCUCUGAGUGAGUUCAUAUGCCAAUUUAAAAAAUUGAACUGUAUGUAAGCAUGAGCGCCCUUUUUUUGCCUUACAACAGUCAAUGUUCAAUAAGCCCAUAGAAAAGCUAGCGUGUAUACACACACACACGCACAAAUUCUCUGCUGCAACAGUAAAAAUCAUUAAUCACACAACCUAUUGGAAGAAAGGACUAUUCGGAGGCUGAGCGCUAGGGACUAAGCAAACUCUUAAAGCUCAAUCUCCAAUAGUGUUUUAUUUCUUGGCACAG
Durio zibethinus is the source of this 3339-nucleotide messenger RNA. Its product is annotated as S-adenosyl-L-methionine-dependent methyltransferases superfamily protein. NCBI's taxonomy places the organism in Eukaryota, Viridiplantae, Streptophyta, Magnoliopsida, Malvales, Malvaceae. The record is from RefSeq and is a predicted model, not a curated record. Gene Ontology annotation, molecular function: S-adenosylmethionine-dependent methyltransferase activity.